AAAUGCGUCAGAGUAUAAAGUUGAACUUGACACUUCACAGCUGAUCAUACGUGUACUUUAUAGCAGUAAAUAUAUGAAUUAGUGUUUGUUGAUUACCUCUGUUUUAGAAUCGAAAUAGUUUACUGAGAGUUUAGUCGCGAUGAUAAUAAAUAAUGGUGAUGAAUAGUGUAUAUAGAGUAAUUAUUAGUACUUUAGUGUUGAAUCAGUGCAUAGCAUACUUCAAUGUUGAUAAUCAUGAUGAAUGUUUUUGUCAAUUAUCCGGUAACAUUGAUGAAUGUACAUGUAACAUUGAUACAGUGGAUCAUUUUAAUAAUGUUAAAAUCUACCCCAGGCUGAAAAGUUUACUUCUAAAAGACUAUUUCAGAUUGUAUAAGGUGAAUUUAAAAAGGCCAUGUCCAUUUUGGUUAGACGAUAGUAGAUGUGCAAUGAAAGACUGCCAUGUGAAACCUUGCCCACCUGAGGAGAUUCCUGAAGGACUCAAAGAAGAUAUGCAACCAAAAGUAGUACAUGUAGAUCCCCAACCCAAAAGAAAAUAUUCAAAAAUGGUAAAUGAAGACUGCGCAACACAUCACAACGAUUUGGAUUAUUUGAAUAAGACCAUUUCUGAAAAACUACAAAAAGACUUGCAAAUGUGGGAGGCACAUGAUGAUGCUCUAGACAACUUUUGUGAUAUUGAUGAUGAUGAUGAAAAUGCUGAAUAUGUGGAUUUACUACUUAAUCCGGAGAGGUAUACAGGAUAUGCUGGACCCUCGGCUCAUAGAGUAUGGAAAAGUAUUUAUCUUGAAAACUGUUUCAGGCCGAAGAAAUCAUUUAAUUUUAAUCCAUACAUCCAGAGCAACAAAUUAAAUGAACUUUGUUUAGAAGAACGAGUCUUCUAUAGAUCAAUUUCCGGUCUGCACGCCAGCAUCAACACUCAUUUGUCUGCUAUUUAUUUGUUAUCAAAAAACAACGGGUUUGUUCUCGGAAAAGAUGAGGAAAAGUGGGGACCAAAUCUGGAAGAAUUCCUAAAAAGGUUUUCUCCUGAAACUACCAACGGAGAAGGUCCAAAUUGGUUGAGAAACUUAUAUUUUAUUUAUUUAGUUGAAUUAAGAGCGCUUGCCAAAGCAGCACCCUAUUUAGAAAACGAAGAAUAUUAUACUGGUAAUGAUUCCAAUGACUGGGAUACACAAAUGGCUAUGAAAGAUCUUCUGCAUAUCAUCAGAUCAUUUCCGGAUCACUUCGAUGAAACAUCUAUGUUUAGAAAUAGCGAACAAGCAGAUAAACUCAAAUACGAAUUUAAACAACACUUUAGGAAUAUAACAAGAAUCAUGGACUGCGUGGGAUGCGACAAAUGUCGUUUAUGGGGAAAGCUCCAAACUCAAGGUCUGGGUACAGCUUUAAAAAUACUCUUCAGUGGAAAAUUUGAUGGUAUAACGCAAUUUGAAACAUUAGAUUCACACAACAAAAAAGAAUUUCAAUUGCAAAGGAAUGAAAUUGUAUCAUUAGUUAAUGCGUUUGGUAGAUUGUCAAAUAGCCUGUACAAAUUAGACGAUUUUAGACAAAUGAUGAGAGAGCGCAUGUGAUUUGAAAUCAAUGUUGACAUAACCAUUUCGACAAUUUUUACUUAAAAGGAUGAAAUUACUCAACUUUCAACAAUUAUGUCAAGAAUACUGUAUAUUAACAGAAAAGUUUUAAAUUGAUUUUUAAAAAUUUUAAAUUAUAUCUGCAUCUAUUUUCUACUAUUAAUUAAUAUGUUUAAGUAAAACUUAUUUAUCUGUUGAUAUUGUUAUCACCAAAUAUUUCCAAUUAAAUAUUCAUUAUUUGAUGUAUAAGUACUAAAAAAACUUUGGUUAGAACUGAAUUUUAUCAAUAUAUUGUAUUAGUGUGACAGAAAGUUGAUGUCUGGGUUCCAAACAAAUAUAUUAUAACCCUUAGCUACUGAAUACAUAAUUUUGUCAUGUAACGACUAUUGACUGAGAACAGUGAUCCCACAAACUGAUUAAAUAACAACAAAUAAGUGGUUAAGAAUAACUAUUAAAGGUCAAUUUUCUGGAACUGUUGGUGAAAUUGAAUAUACACAUAUACACUGUCAGACAUAUGUUUUGCGACCACUUUUCUUCCCCUGGAUGGCUCACCUUUUUGAUGUAGGGACAUUUUAUUCAAAUGUUGAAGGUAUUUUAAGUAGAAUUUUGAGCAUAUUGGCUAUAGCACUUCUUAAUCGAUUCGUACAUUUCUACUUAUCAAGUUUCCAGGAAUGACCACUCAAAUUUAGCCCUGCAGAGUAAUAUUUCCUAUAUCUAUGCCAAACCUAAUAAAUCCCUUUCUCCACAUGAAUAAUGGCCUCAUCCAAACCACAAAGAAACCAAGAAUGUCUAUCUCUUUCUCUCCUCUCAAAUAAUUGGUAAAGGAAUAUCCAUGCUACAAUGGUUUGUGAUAAUUUUCAUAUUCCUAGUUACAUAGUUAUGAUGGGAGUUUUGUAAUUCACUUUAACAUUUAUCGAGCAGAUCUAUAUCCAGUUUCAGUGGGUCAUUCAGACCGUUGUAGUUUAAGGUAUACAUUCAUAAUAAACUGAAAGUGUCAUACAAGAACAUUAUUGAAAUAAGCUUUAUAUAAUAUUAACUUUUUAAUAAGUCACCUGAUUACUAGAAAUGUUAUUUUGCUUCAGUAUUUGUCUAAAAGAUCCAACAUUGUUUUGAAUUUGUUUUUUGUACAAUAUCAAGCUAAUAAUAAGUUUACUUCUCAUUUGUAAAUCUAAAAAUAUUAUUAACUUUUUUAUCAUCCCAGUGAUUUUAUUUAUAUCUGUUAUUUCAUAUUAUUCUUAAUGGAAAUUUAAAUUGUAUAAUUUACUAAUUUAUUAAAAUUAUGUACUGUACUGUAAUUUUGUACUUACAAAUUUGUCAAUACAAGAUUGUUAUAUAAUA
Messenger RNA from Diorhabda carinulata, 2900 nucleotides. RefSeq names its product ero1-like protein (gene Ero1L). Bases 153 to 1562 code for a protein of 469 amino acids. Gene Ontology annotation, biological process: protein folding in endoplasmic reticulum. The transcript has 7 exons. Gene Ontology annotation, cellular component: endoplasmic reticulum membrane; endoplasmic reticulum. The record is from RefSeq and is a predicted model, not a curated record. Gene Ontology annotation, molecular function: FAD binding; protein-disulfide reductase activity; thiol oxidase activity. Lineage: Eukaryota; Metazoa; Arthropoda; Insecta; Coleoptera; Chrysomelidae.